Episyrphus balteatus (marmalade hoverfly) is the source of this 342-nucleotide messenger RNA. Its product is annotated as cuticle protein LPCP-23. The record is from RefSeq and is a predicted model, not a curated record. NCBI's taxonomy places the organism in Eukaryota, Metazoa, Arthropoda, Insecta, Diptera, Syrphidae. The transcript is spliced from 2 exons. Bases 1 to 342 code for a protein of 113 amino acids.
AUGGUUACCAAAGUAAAUGCACCACACUUGCAAUUACAUAUCCUUCUUCUCGUUGUAGCUACAAGCGCCCUUGCUGCCCCAGCUUCUGAUACAACCAAAACUAAGCGUGGUCUUGCAUUGGGACUACAUUCACCCAUAUCAAUUGCUCAUUCUUCAUCAUACAUUUCACAUGCACCUUUGAUAUCUCACGCACCUUUAAUUUCGCACGCACCUUUACUACAUGCACCACUGAUUUCACAUGCUCCACUUAUUUCGCAUGCUCCUUUAAUUUCACAUGCUCCAUUGAUUUCACAUGGACCAUUAUUAUCGCAUGGAUCACUUUUGUCGUCAUUACAUUACUAA